AUGGGUUUAACAGAAAUAGCUCUUGAGUUAUACAACGAUAUCGACUUCAACGACAAGAAGUUUCAGACGUCUUUAUUUUUCAUUAUCUUCAAUCCACUAUACUGGAAUUUUGGUGCUCGUUUGGAAUACUACACAAAGAUUCUAUCUACUCUCUGUUUUGGCUCUAAGAAAUUGGCUGUUUAUGUUUUUUCAUUGACAGUUUUUACAUUAGGUAUUUUUAGAGACGAGAUUUAUAGGGCUGCUCUCACCGACCAAGCAACAUCUCCAUACCUUGAUAAUGCACUUUUCAAACUUUUAGGUGUUGGAUUCUUUGGUUACGGUGGUGUUUUGGUCUUGAGCUCCAUGUACAAAUUAGGUAUUGUGGGCACUUAUCUCGGUGACCAUUUUGGAUUUCUUUUUGAUGAAAGAAUUGUCGAUUUCCCUUUCAAUGUCUGCGACAAUCCAAUGUACGAUGGUUCCACUCUUUGUUUCUUAGGUACUGCUCUUUUUUAUGCCAAGCCGGCAGGUCUGUUUGCAUCGGCAUUAGUUUACACUAUGUACCAAAUUGUCUUAUUGAUUGAAGAACCUUUCACUGCAAAGAUUUACUCCCAAAGAGUGCAAAAACAAAAAUAA
This is a messenger RNA of Pichia kudriavzevii, 612 nucleotides long. RefSeq lists its product as uncharacterized. Gene Ontology annotation, biological process: phosphatidylcholine biosynthetic process. Gene Ontology annotation, molecular function: S-adenosylmethionine-dependent methyltransferase activity. The record is from RefSeq and is a predicted model, not a curated record. The transcript is spliced from 2 exons. Lineage: Eukaryota; Fungi; Ascomycota; Pichiomycetes; Pichiales; Pichiaceae. The coding region runs from base 1 to 612 and encodes 203 amino acids.